Molecule: messenger RNA, 2466 nt
Organism: Debaryomyces fabryi
Lineage: Eukaryota; Fungi; Ascomycota; Pichiomycetes; Serinales; Debaryomycetaceae
Exons: 1
Coding region: 1-2466 (821 amino acids)
Biological process (GO): TORC1 signaling; negative regulation of TORC1 signaling; positive regulation of autophagy
Cellular component (GO): GATOR1 complex
Source: RefSeq, a predicted model, not a curated record
AUGAGUCUCAAUCUACCCAAUCCUAGUAUAUUGGGGAUUCUAUUAGUGGUAUCGACUCACAGUGGUCCUCAAUUGGUAUUUCAAUAUCCGCCUGAUUUAUCGAAUGAUUCCAAAAAAAAUAGCAGUUUGAAACGAACUAACAAGGUUUCAACUUUGCAAAGUAGGGUUAGUGACACAGAAGACGAUAUUGAUGACGAUGAUUACAUUGCAGACAAAGAAAACGAUGAGGAGUACAUGAAUGAAGAUAGUGAUGAAAGAGAAUGGGAUUCAAGAAAAAUGAACUAUUACUUGGGAACUAAGAAGGAUUUACUUCUGUUUCUAGAUGAGCAAGAGAAGUUUCGUCAAAAGCCACAAGGAUGGAACAAUAGUCAUAGUCAUGAGCAAACUAAUAUACAAAUGAACUCAGAUGAUAAAAGCUCUUUGCGUCGUAAAAGCAAACCAGGUUCUUCUGAUAAGCAAAUAGACUCCCCAAAGCUUGAUGCAACAAAUUCAAAUAAUUUAAAAAAGACGAUAUCCAGUAUAUCGGAUUCCCAGAAAAGCAACACAUCAAAGAGUUCAGUAAGUGGAGCUCCUCCUGUAUCUCCUAUUACGAGUAGUACAAUUCUUGGGUUUGAAGCUGAUUACUUAUGUGAGAUGCUUUGUCCUCCAAAACAAAUGUGUAAUUCAAGAUUUGAAAUUAUGAUCGAUGAUUUAGUGUUCUUAGGAUUGCCUAUUCACAGUUACGACAAUGGUUCUUGGAGAUCCAAACAUUCUCAUCGCCCCAAAUCUGGAAAACUGUCUAAGGGAAGGUUUAAGAAUGCUACUGAUAAUGCCAGUAUUGAUAAUGAAAAAACAGAUUACGAAAACACUUCUAAAAGUCAAUCAAAAAAUGCUAUGAAUAUGUUUCACCUAGUUUUUAUAAUGAACCCACCUAUUAUCGAAUGUAACUAUCGUAUUGAUGAGAUGUUUCACUACGUUAUAUCAAGAUUAUCUCUUGUAUUAAGAUAUGAACAACUGAAACAUGAAUAUGUUUGGAAUCAGAUCCGUUUGAUAUAUAAUUUAAAAGAAGAGUUUAGAAAUCAAACAACUACACUGAAUCUAACAAGAUAUUUAACUGACAAAUCGUCAUUGUGUAAAUUAAUAUCAGACUGCUUUAUUCAAAUCUCAAGGUCUAAUAUUGCCAAUCUUUCAAUAAAUAAUAAAUUAAGGUCAUUUCAAAUUCCAAUCAAGACAGAGUUUCAUUCAUUACCAGAUUCUACUGUGCCAUAUUUGCCAGGUUCUCAUUUAUCAUCCACUGUAAAUAUGUUAGCUAAUACUGGACUUAUUAGCGUUGGUGAAACCGUAAGGUAUGAUAAUGUAAAUAACUUGAAUGGCGGCACACUUGAUGAUAUUGUUGAUAUUGAUGACAAUAAAUCAGACUCAAAUGCUGAUGAUAUCAUAUAUUAUGCUUUAUUGUUAUUGGAUGACCCAGAAACUAUAAUCAGAGAUAUUAAAGCUCAACAACAGAGUACCCUCGCGAAUUUUAUUAGAAUGAUUAAACCGACUGAAUCCCUAUUAAAGCUAGCUAACAAAUUGAAGCUGCAAGCCAGUGAUGAUGGAUUUAGUUUAGAUGUUGGACAAAUCAAAUCCUUUGCUUUUCAUUUAAUAUAUUGGAGAAGAGCUCGGGUUAUCCUCCCAAUAGGCACAAGAUCCGUCUACAUCGUUUCGCCGAUGGCCCCUAUUACGCUUAAUUUUCAUCAUGAUAUCUUUAUUUUCAAAAGAACAUUUCCAGCACUACCAUCAUUACCGCAUUUCUUGAAGCUUUUGUCAAAUUCAUCAAAGCCGAGACAAUUAGCCACCAUUAUUCCCUCUAAAGAUCAUCGUGACGCAUACCUUAACGCCCUAAGCUGGUUGAUUAGAUAUGGAUAUGUUACCCAGUUACAUACUUUUAUUUGGCUAAAAAUUUCUAGGAAAGUGAAAAUGAAGGUUGAAGAAGACUUAGAAAAUGAAAGUGCCAAUAAUAAGAGAAAAAAAUCAAGCGUUUCAUCUGACCCAAAUACAUCUAGCAAAAUCAAUUCCGGUACAGAUAAUACUUCAAAGACAGAAUCCAAUCAGGAAGCAAUCCAGCGCAAAAUGUCGCUAUUGAAGAUAGUAAAUAAAAACACCGAUAGUAAUCCAAACUCUUAUGAUCAGGAAAUAGACAAUAUUGAAAAGAAGUUGGUAUCACCAUCUACAGGUAUCAAUAUUGUUUUAGAGGAAGAAGGAGAUACAAUAAUAAUUGAUCCUGGGCGUGCUUCCUCGUUGGAAAGAAGAUGGAUAAAUAAAGUGAUUUCAGAAGAAUGCAGCCUCUCAUCAGAGUUAACGGUAAAGUUCUACGACCUAUUAAAAUAUAUGAAUGGCAAGAAUUCAUUAGAACUUUUGCUAUUAAAAGAAAAUGUUUCAAGGCAAGAGUUAAGAAAGCUAUUGUUUGCGAUUGAAGAUCAUAUAAUUUCAGUAAGGCAUUGGUAA